Molecule: messenger RNA, 813 nt
Organism: Peronospora farinosa
Lineage: Eukaryota; Oomycota; Peronosporomycetes; Peronosporales; Peronosporaceae
Source: the annotation of a GenBank genome assembly
AUGGAUACUUUUAGACCAAACAUUAAGUAUAUUACUUUAUGUUUACGUGUAACUAGGUACCUUGUUACAUAUUUCGUCUUCGAGUUGUUCAAGCUGAACCAGCAUGGUGAUAUACAGCAACGCACUUUACCUUUUGACAUGUGGGCCAAGUAUGCGGCAAAGGCACCCGAAAAACUUUCAAGUGAAAUGAUAGGGAAGGUUUGGGAAUUUUACGGUUUUGAUGGUCCUGUGAGGAUGCUUGAGGAUUUCGUAAUGGCUGAUGUCGCAGAAGGUGUAGUACGUGAUUUGAAAACUGAGCUGAUUGGUUUUUGGAAGGCGGAGAAUACACCUAUGAAAGAAGCCCUCAAUCAUUUGAGGUUUGACAAAACAACUGUCCUCCUUGUUCGCGAAAGACUGCUCAAUACGUGGCUCGAGUAUGGAAACACCAAAAAGGGCGUGACCAAAGAGAUGGUGGAGGCGAUAGAUAGCUGCGACGACGAGAUGCGUGUGGCAAUUCUUGAGGACUUGAGAAAGAUUAAAGGCACUGAUGGCUUGGUCAAAUUUGCUUUAAAUCACUUGAUGACUUAUUUGGAAGAGCGGAAAGUAGAUGCAAAUCUCGUCUACAAGUUUCUAAAGCUUGACCAGCCUGAAUACAAACAGCCACGCACCUUACACUUUGAAACGUGGGUUAGGUAUGCGGCAAGGUCACCCAUACUCCUGUCGAAGUCAACAUUGGAGUCGGUCUUUAACAUUCACGGUGAUGUAGGCAUUCUAGAAUUAGCUAAAGCUUACUCCAAUCGCAGAAAAGACUUCAGCUAUCUGCUGAAUUUUUGA